This is a messenger RNA of Gilbertella persicaria, 288 nucleotides long. Its product is annotated as BRO1 domain-containing protein. The transcript has 2 exons. NCBI's taxonomy places the organism in Eukaryota, Fungi, Mucoromycota, Mucoromycetes, Mucorales, Choanephoraceae. The coding region runs from base 1 to 288 and encodes 95 amino acids. The record is from RefSeq and is a predicted model, not a curated record.
AUGAAUUUUGUUUCUCGAACUGCACUCUUGAGCAUACCACUUAAGCAACCAGCUGAAUUGCAGUGGACACCUUAUUUACUCGACUACAUCUACUCGAGCUAUGGUCAGGAUAUAGCGCAAUACCGAGAGGAUUGCCAUCUGCUGGAUUCUCUUAGAAAGCAUGCUUUGAACCAAUCUUCUAAAUCGCCUUUCGCUAUUGAAGAUCUAUCCAUCUAUUAUAGUCAACUCACUUUCCUCAGUUCCCGUUUCCCUUUAAAUGUAAGUAGACCCAAAACAAUGAAUAACUAA